Molecule: messenger RNA, 795 nt
Organism: Acanthaster planci (crown-of-thorns starfish)
Lineage: Eukaryota; Metazoa; Echinodermata; Asteroidea; Valvatida; Acanthasteridae
Product: 3-ketoacyl-CoA thiolase, mitochondrial-like
Biological process (GO): fatty acid beta-oxidation
Cellular component (GO): mitochondrion
Molecular function (GO): acetyl-CoA C-acetyltransferase activity
Source: RefSeq, a predicted model, not a curated record
GCCGAGUUCAGUCGUGCACUAGUACCCAGCUCAUACAUGAAGCUUAAUAAACAACCUUGACACGCCAGCCAGAGCCAGACUACAUCAUCCCAGCAAUACAACAAGAUGGCGAUGAGUAGAGGUAUAUUCAUUGUGGCUGCCAAGCGCACUCCUUUUGGUGCAUUUGGUGGAAAAUUGAAGGAUUUAUCACAGACGGAUUUGUGUGAAGUUGCUGCACGUGCUGCACUGACAGCUGGGAACAUAAACCCUGAAGUCAUUGAUAGCACAUUUAUUGGCAACGUUGCACAGACUGCACCUGAUGCAGCAUAUGUUGCAAGACAUGUGGCCCUUCGGUCUGGAAUCAAGGAUGACAAGCCAGCUUUAACUGUGAAUCGCCUGUGCGGGUCAGGGUUCCAGUCCAUUGUCAGUGGAGCCCAGGACAUUCUGACAGGAGAUGCAGAAGUUGUUUUGACUGGGGGUACAGAGAACAUGAGCAUGGCCCCAUAUACAGUCAGAGGGACUCGUUUUGGGACAAAGCUUGGCGUUGACCUCAAGCUUGAAGACACACUGUGGGCCACAUUGACAGACUAUCACAUCAAGACACCAAUGGGAAUGACAGCAGAGAAACUAGGAGGUCAAUAUGGAGUCACCAGACAGGAUUGUGAUCAGUUUGCUAUGCUAUCUCAGCAACGUUGGCAGAGAGGUACAUAUCUCAGUUCAUGGAGGGAUAGAAGUCCUCUUACAAUAAUUGGAUUUCAUCAGGCCUUUGUCACCCUUCAGCUACCUUACAUGAAUACCCAGUACAUGCGUGUGUGU